This is a messenger RNA of Agelaius phoeniceus (red-winged blackbird), 1149 nucleotides long. The record is from RefSeq and is a predicted model, not a curated record. Lineage: Eukaryota; Metazoa; Chordata; Aves; Passeriformes; Icteridae.
AUGCCCUCCGCGUACCCGCAGCGAGCCCUGACGGUGCUGCUGCUCUUCGGGACCCUGUCCGCCGCCAUGGCCCUGCUCUCCUCCAGCCUCAUCUUCCAGCUGCCCUCGGGCCGGGCCGCUCCCGGUGCCGGUGGCGGUCGCGGGGCGCUCCCGGAGCCGGUGGCCGCCGCUGUGCUGCCGGUGUCGGCCGUGCUGGCCGCGCUCUGCCUGGUGCUCAACGUGAGCUGCCUCCUGCUCUGCCUCCUCCACGGCUACUGCAGCACCGAGCUGGGCCGGGGCCGGCCCGGGCCCGAGCGGGCAGUCUGGUUCCUCCUGGACAGCCGGAGCGUCCGGCACGCGGCCAUCGGCCUCUUCUGCUGCGGGGUCUGCCUCUACCUCACAGCCCUGGCCCUGCUGAUGCUGCUGCUGUUCGAGCCGCAGGCCGGGAUCGCCAGCGCCUGCGUCCUGACCUCGGGCAUCCUGGUCCUGCUGCUCUCCCUGCUCCACGCGCUGCUCCGCGCCUCCCGCGUGGCCCAAAUCUCCCGAAUUCCGCCCAUUUCCCGAGGCCCGGAGCCUCCCCAGGCCCUGUACGAGAACGGCUCCGCCCAGCGCGGCCCCGGCAGCGACCUCGGCAGGGACGGGGCUGCUGCUCCCCGGCGCCGCCCCGGAGAAACCCCCCGGGAAUUCUCCUUCCCAGCCCUCCUGGAGGGCAGAUCCCGGCCGGGCUCGGCCUCCAGCAGCAACCCGAGCUCCAGGAGCAAGGAACUCCCCAGGGAAUCCCAGAGCAAGGAAUUCCCCCGGGAAUGCCAGGACUGGUCCCGGACCCACAGGACGCUGCUGGAGCCAGGGCUGCUCCAGGAGCAGGGAAACCCUUGGAAUGUCACCAGCGGGGAGAUGAGGGACGCGGUGUCCCACAGAGCCACCAAGGACUCCACGCUGGUCUGAGGGAAACUCGGGGUUUUCCUGGAGGAGGAGCUGAUGGUUUUCCACUGGUUUGGGUUUUGGUUUGGUUUUUUUGUUUUUCCUGGAAAAAUUCCUUUCUCCACAGCCCAAAUCCCAGUGCUGCCUGCCCGGGGAACCCAAACCCACCCCAGCCGUGGGAGAGCAUCUGGGAAAUGGGGAGCAGGAAUUGGGGUUUUCACCAGCAGAAUUUCAGCCUUUCCCAGCAGA